This is a messenger RNA of Gopherus evgoodei (Goodes thornscrub tortoise), 2409 nucleotides long. RefSeq names its product target of myb1 like 1 membrane trafficking protein (gene TOM1L1). Lineage: Eukaryota; Metazoa; Chordata; Testudines; Testudinidae. Gene Ontology annotation, cellular component: membrane; endosome. Gene Ontology annotation, molecular function: ubiquitin binding; clathrin binding; phosphatidylinositol binding. The record is from RefSeq and is a predicted model, not a curated record. Gene Ontology annotation, biological process: signal transduction. The transcript has 15 exons. Bases 17 to 1687 code for a protein of 556 amino acids.
ACGUGACGCUGGAGCAAUGAGCUGCAUUGCUCGGUACCUGGAGGCAGCUGGGCAGCUCCUCCCUAUGAAACAGUCACCAGGGCAGGAGGGGAGCUGGCAACCAGCUCCCUGCAGCAGCCGCGAGUCCCGGAGCGGGCCGGGGCGGGGCUCAGAGCUCCCCCGGGGGAGGCGGAGGGCGCUUGGCCAGGCCGGGGGAAGGAAGGAGCGAGCAGGCUUUGCCCGGGCUUGGGAGCGCGGAAGCAGCAUGGCUUUCGGGAAAAGCCAGAAAGAUCCCUUCAGCACAGCCGUGGGGCACCUGAUAGAGAGAGCAACGGUCGGUGUGCUGCCCGCUGAGGAGUGGGGUCAGUUUGUGCACAUCUGUGACAUUAUUAACACAACGGAUGAGGGGCCUAAAGAUGCAGUAAAAGCACUAAAGAAAAGGAUUUCCAAAAACUGUAACCAUAAGGAGAUUAGAUUCACCUUGUCUCUUCUUGACAUGUGCAUGAAAAACUGUGGCCCCAGCUUCCAGUCUUUAGUUGUGAAGAAAGACUUCUGCAAGGACAAGCUGGUGAAACUGCUGCAUCCAAGAUACAAUCUGCCAGCUGAUACACAGGACAAAAUAUUGGCCUUUAUCAGGACCUGGGCCUAUGGGUUCCAAGGAACCGUGGAUGUGAGCGAAGUGAAGGAAGUGUACCUAGAACUGCUAAAGAAAGGCUUGCAGUUUCCAUCCUCUGAUGCCAACCCAGAGACACACAAGCGAGCUUCAUCUUGGCCCUCUGAAAAGGCACCACCUCCUGCUGCUGCCUCUGUGAAAAGUACUCCAGUACCUCGUCCCCAAGCUCCAACAAUUACAUUGACUCCUGAACAGAUUGGGAAACUGUACAGCGAACUGGAUAUGGCGAAAAUGAAUACGAAAGUCAUGUCAGUGAUAUUAACGGAAAAUGUUCCUGGGUCUGAGAAUCUUGACGAUAUGGAGCUCUUACAGAAACUGUACAAGAUAUGUCGGGUGAUGCAGGAGAGGAUCGUAGAACUGCUGGUGGCAGUGCAGAAUGAAGAUGUGUUAGCUGAAUUAAUACAAGUGAAUGAAGAUCUGAAUAACGUCCUCCUGGGCCAUGAAAGGUUUUCUCGGAACAGAGUGCGUUUCUUGGAGAAUCAGCGAAUCCAGCGUGAGCAAGCAGAGAUCUAUAGCAAACAACCAUCUGCUCCAUCAUGUGAUCUGCUUGACGUCAAUUCAAGUUCUUCAAUUCCUGUGUCAGCAUUGGGGGGAACUGGCACAGAGACUCCUCAGUUUUCAGAAUUAAAUUGCAGAUCUACAAGUGCUGCAGAUGCAAGCAUCCACCAUCCUUUGCUCUACCCUCAGCUAGAUUUACUAGCUAUAGCAAAUGCUCAACAGCCCUCGUUUGCAACUGAAGCACAAAGCACAAGCCAAAGCGUCCCUGAUGGUCAUCUGUAUAACAACCUUGCCACGGUUUUAAACCCAGUGCCUUUGCAGACCGUAAACCUCCAACCUGUUAAUUUCUCAUCACUGAAUGAGACAAAACCAGGCGCAUCACCAGCAGAUGUAUCAAAGAGCAGUUCACAGACACCUCAUUAUUAUGAGAUAAUGGAAUUUGAUCCUUUAGCACCAAGCUACAGCACAGAAGUUAUUUAUGAAGAAAUCGAUGAUUAUAUCUCCAAAUCAGAAGCUAAAAAGCACACAGAUUGCUAAGAGUGGAAGGUGAACUCUCUUAAUGAAUACAAAAGUUAUUCUCUGAUGCCAACACUAGACUGCUUUCUAUAACUGACAAGUGAAUACAAGGAAAGUCUUGUUUGUUAUUUUGAACAUAGCAACAAAUAAGCAUUGGGGUUUUAUGCGUUACCCACUUCCAUGUGUUAUGUUUGGAUCUGCUUUCAAUUCUGAUCAUUGACACUUUAUAUAAGUGAAGUAAGGCCCCAAGUCUGCACACACUUAUUUUUCGAGGGGACUAUUGUAUGUAUUUUUUUGCAGGACUGGGGCCUGGAACAGUUUUUUGUGUGUUUGCAGAAUUGGGGCCUGAAGCAAAAUUGUCUACAGAAUAAUGCACUCUGCCGCUAACUGAAGCAGAACACAAGCAGUCUUAAAUUACAGAGGAAAUCUUUGCUUCAAGAGUAACUAACAUACUGAACUGCUUUGUUUUUUAUGUAGCAAACAAAAUUAAACUACUAUUCAUCUACAGAAACUGAAUAACUCAAUCUGUUUUUUAGCAUUAGUGCUCUUAAUUGGGCAAAUCAUGUGAGUGACACCAUCCAAAAACCUAGGAGAAGUUCUGUAUCUAGGAUCCUCCUAUUUUAGAUCUAUCGACUGUUGUGUGAAUAUACUCACUAUGGAACUUUUUUGCCUUUAUAUUUUGAAUGCAGAUGUUACUUCCUUCUAAAACCUGAUUUGAAGUGUCUGUUGUAAAACAAAGGAGA